CACACACACACACACACACACACACACACACACACACAAAUGAUAAAGACACACCUUCACACUUCCUCUGUCAGUGUGUGUGCAACCUGCAGUGAGGGAUGGAGACCCGCGGCUGGAGCUGUGUGUUGGGGUUCCUCUGCCUGCCUGCUGAGGUCCUGCUGCACACCUGGACAGUUUCUCAGGAGCCCUCCUCCAUCUCCAUAAAGAAGGUAAACUCCUCCGCUGAGAUCACCUGCUCCUCCUCUCUGUCCGACCCCGUGAACCUGAUCCUGGAGAGGAGGUUUCACAGCGGAGAAGAGGUCAUGUUCCUGUAUUUAAAAAAUGGAAAAAUAGCAAAGAAAACCCCGAAUGCAGAGUUUAAACCCCGGGUUCAUGUAUCAGAACGAAAGCAGCUGGAUGGAGGCCUUGGUAUCACCUUUAAGAUCUCUCUGCUGCAGCUUCACGACACCAACCUGUACUACUGCAUCUGGACCUACAUGUACGAGGACGUAAGCCCUAUGAAACUGCAAACCAAUGGCACCAUCAUCAUAGUCAGAGAGAGAGAGCUGCAGGAGAACUGCGGAAGUCACACGAUGAAUCUCGUCCUGAUCGGAUUCAGUGUGACAGCGUUCAUCAUCAUCCUGUUCCUCUGCACUGGAGCCAUGAUUCUGAGACGCAAACGAUUUAAGAAACGCUUCAUCCCGGGUCGACCUGUUGAAGCCCCCCGACCCCCCAGGCCUCAGCACCUCUGUCCUCAACAUCAGCCGUACUUAAUGACGUCCGUCAGCACUCUGGACUUCAGGGGGAUCCUGUAGAGAUGUCAUGGAAAUGGGAAAGCUUUAAAAGAUAUGAUAAUAUUUGAAAAAAUGAAUACAAGUUAAAUUAAAUUGGAGAAUUGGAGAAUUUGAAACAUUAAAAAUUCACAACAUUUUAAAUUAAAAAAAUUCUAAAUUUACCAAAUUUACCAAAUCCUUAACUGAAUAUGUACAUGUGUGUAAAUCAGGAAUGAGGUUUAAUAUUUUUGAAGUCUCAAAUGUGAUCCUGAAAUAUGUGAUGUGUGGGAUGGAGUGUUGUGCAGCGAGAGGCUGAAUAUAAACACACGUGGUUUUUCUGUUUUGCGUUGGUUGUUUCUGUUGCUGAUUUUGAGUUUCUCACAGUACAUCUUUCCUUUGAUUUAUUUUGAGUCAUCAGCAGCUGAGACGUGUCUCAACCUUUGCUAUGUUUUCCGUUUCCUUUAAAAUACGACAGUUUGUGUUGUUUAUCUUUACAGAAAGCCAGUAGAGACCACAUCCUGUAGCCUUUCAGAUGCUGGUGAAUAAAAAACUGCAGAGCAAGCACUCUGGGUUUUCAGUGGCAUUAAAGGUUUUUAGGUAUUUUCUUUGUGACUCAAAAAUGUUGAGUUUGAACUUCGUUUCGUUUGAUUUGACUUUUUGUUUUUACUUUCAGGAGCCAUUUAUAAAAUUGGCAAAGCAGAACUUUAAUCACCAUUAGAGUGUGGGACAAUGAUUGUUUGUAUUGUAUAUUUGUGCCUGUUCAUUAUGACUUGAGAUGUUUCUGAUUGGGCUACAGACUGCUCAUGUAAUUUCAGAGGUUCAUGCAAACUUUUUACAUGUUGUUUUUUCUACACAUGUUCCUUCAGUUACUCUGUCCAUAACAAAUAAUCAAAUAAAUGUAUAUCUGUCGUAUUA
This is a messenger RNA of Eleginops maclovinus (Patagonian blennie), 1667 nucleotides long. RefSeq lists its product as uncharacterized. The transcript has 4 exons. Gene Ontology annotation, biological process: adaptive immune response. Bases 99 to 794 code for a protein of 231 amino acids. Gene Ontology annotation, cellular component: membrane. Gene Ontology annotation, molecular function: signaling receptor activity. Lineage: Eukaryota; Metazoa; Chordata; Actinopteri; Perciformes; Eleginopidae. The record is from RefSeq and is a predicted model, not a curated record.